UUUUGGAUUUUGAUUCGUGUGUGUUUCAUUCACGAUGCUUCACGGCGGCUGCGUUCAUUUUUAGGUUUUGAUCGUUAAAAAAUGUUGCUUAUUGAGGAGAGUUGUAUGUCAGACAUCUUCACUAACAGUACCGUGUCAGACGAGUUUUACGUAUUUCCGGUCGACGCCCCUUCAGCUAUGUGUCUGGAGGUCUUGCAGACCGACUCAUCCGACAUUGGCAGUGUUCACUUCCACGACUUCACCAGCCAUGAGCGCCAGCAGAAGCUGAUCAAGCAGCAGCACCCCGACUCCCCGUCCUCGCAGCAGGACUACGGCUCCCGGAGCCCCAGCGGCUCCUCUGACAGCGGGAAGCAAUACAAACCCCAGUACACAACAGAACUUGAAGUAUUAUGCCGAAUUUGUGGAGACAGGGCGUCUGGGUUCCAUUAUGGGGUUCAUUCUUGCGAAGGUUGCAAGGGUUUCUUUAGAAGGACGCUGAAAAAACAGUUAGUCUACAAGCCAUGUCAGGCUGGCUCCAGAUGUAAAAUAGACACCGGCACCAGGAACAAGUGCCAGUACUGCAGGUAUCAGAGAUGCCUCUUUGCUGGCAUGUCUCAAGAUGCUGUUAGGUUUGGUCGCAUGCCUAAAGUUGAACGCGAAAAACUGUUAGCGGACCGCGAAGAACUGACCAGCACCAGUAGCCGUAGAAUAGUCGAGCUCCGGUCACUUACUGACCUCAUCAAAGCUGCCUUCAGGGACACAUUCGGCAACACCAUCUUCUUUAAACAGCAGCACAAACAACAGCAACAGCCACACCACCUCCAGCAGUCCCAGCCCUACCACCCACUCAAACUUCCCGGAACACCAUAUCAUUUCACAUCCUCCGUGCCGCCUUCCCCCUCCCCCUCAACACCUACCUCCACAUCUCCGCACCUCAGUCUUGUUGAAAACAUGAUGCUAGACCCACCAGAAGUCUUGGAUACACUCACUAGCGAGCAGUUCUUCUCCCACGGGAUAUUUCAGCGCUUCCAAGAACUGGCUGUUCCUGUUAUGGAGGCCAGUGUCCGGUUCGCCAAAAAAAUUCCAGGGUUCACUUCUCUUGCCAUGCGAGACCAAAUUAUGCUAAUGAAGAGAAACGGGUUCAUGGUGGUGCAUUUAGCUCUCCACUCCCUGAUCAGUCAGAAUUUCAUACAGUUAGACACGAAGGAAGGUGGUUUGCGCAUCCGGAGAAAUUCCUACUACAUCUGCGACCAGAUGACCCGGUUGUUAGGGCACACCAUGUCAGUCAUGGACAGGGUGCAUGCGUUUGGUCUCACGACUGGAGAGUUGGCCCUUUUUUCUGCUGUUCUUCUCACUCAAGAUUGCCCAAAUUUGUCGGCACCUCAGCAAGUUGAAGAUCUGCAGGCCAACCUUAUUGAAGCCUUACGAUUAGAAUUAAAACACAAUCACCCUAAAGAAAAGGUUAUUCUGGCCAAGGUCCUGAUGACAGUCCCUGACCUUUGCCAAAUAGUGGAGCAGUUCAGCGAGAACCUGAGAGCGCAUGUCUUCGACACCACGCCUGACUUCCACCAAGUCAUGCCGCUGUUGAAAGAAAUAUUUGACCUAGACAAUCCUCUGUCGUCCUUGUCAUCGUACUCCGCCUCGUCAACACCCUCAUCAUCGUCGUCAGCGUCCUACUCCUCAUCGUAACAAGUGGACUCGUUUUACAGAUAUGGUUUAUACAUUAAAAAAAAAACAAACAGCUUGUUAAAUGUCCUAGUGCUUUAAAACAUUUGUUGUCCUCAUGCUUCGCCGCAUAGCUUUCCAUGCCUUUAAUUUGAUUUUUUAAAGACAUCUUUUGCUCUGCCAAUAUUUGUUUUUAAUAGAACUUUCACCACGUUUGGUGAAUA
Messenger RNA from Physella acuta, 1868 nucleotides. Its product is annotated as nuclear receptor subfamily 1 group D member 2. Gene Ontology annotation, molecular function: zinc ion binding; nuclear receptor activity; RNA polymerase II cis-regulatory region sequence-specific DNA binding. NCBI's taxonomy places the organism in Eukaryota, Metazoa, Mollusca, Gastropoda, Physidae. Gene Ontology annotation, biological process: hormone-mediated signaling pathway; regulation of lipid metabolic process; positive regulation of transcription by RNA polymerase II. The record is from RefSeq and is a predicted model, not a curated record.